Molecule: messenger RNA, 1101 nt
Organism: Exophiala bonariae
Lineage: Eukaryota; Fungi; Ascomycota; Eurotiomycetes; Chaetothyriales; Herpotrichiellaceae
Exons: 2
Coding region: 1-1101 (366 amino acids)
Biological process (GO): phospholipid metabolic process
Molecular function (GO): phosphatidate phosphatase activity
Source: RefSeq, a predicted model, not a curated record
AUGGCGAUUAUUGUCUCGCUCUUAUUUUCUUACAUCUUUGACUGGGUGGUGGUUGCUGUCGUCGCUGCUGCUGGCGGCGUCUUAAACUACAUCAAUGGAUUUCACAGACCUUUUUCCCUGACAGACGUCACCAUUGCCUACCCAAAUAAACCCGACAUCGUAUCAAUACCAGUUGUCGUCAUUGUCGCCCUUGUUGCACCCGCGGGUAUCAUUGCAGCCUUAAAUCUUAGCUCGGUGCCUAUGUUCCACGAUCGCGCGGAACGGCAUCGAUUUCAGAGAGCUUUUUGGGAAAUACAUGUUGGCUGCCUCGGCCUGUGUGCGGGGCUCGCGGUCACACUUUUUGUGACGUCUGGGUUGAAAGACCUGGUCGGCAAACCUAGGCCGAACCUACUGGCGCGGUGUGAGCCAGAUUUAGCUCGCAUCUCUCAGUUCAUUGUUGGCGGCUUCGGCGACUCCUUGAACUCCGAGGCGGAAUCCCUUGUCACGGGAGCCAUCUGCCAGCAAACGAACCAUCGACUUCUAGACGAUAGCUUCGCUGCAUUUCCAUCUGGCCAUUCCUCUUUCUCUUGUGCCGGCUUGGUUUAUCUCAGCUUAUGGCUCUGCGCCCGCUUUUCCCUUGGACUUCCCUAUCUCGACCUCUCAUUAAAUGCUCCCUCGUAUCGAAGCGGGAAACACCAAGCGGCUGCUUCAGCACGGGAUAAACAGGCAGCCCCCCCUCUCUGGCAGAUGGCAUUAGCUUUCGCGCCGAUAGUGGCAGCAUUGUUCAUCUGUGCGAGCAGAUAUGCCGAUUUCCACCACGCCGGGUUCGACAUCAUCAGUGGUGCCAUUAUCGGAACUGUGUUUGCGUGGACAAGUUUUCGAGUUUACCACCUACCCACUAAACGAGGAUACGGUUUGCUGGCAGGGGGCCCAAGGAAUAAGCGCCACGCCUUCAUCAGUGGUCUGGAUAAUAAUGAAGUGCCGGAUGAAGAACGGGGUGUUGUGACUGAUUAUGAGCUCAAUACCCACAACACUGGUGCUCCAGAGAGAGUGCCCACCAGUGGUUCAGGCCAACCUAUCAUGCCAUUGCGCGAUAAUUCAACAGCCCGACCCCGUUAUUGA